Molecule: messenger RNA, 2994 nt
Organism: Hymenoscyphus albidus
Lineage: Eukaryota; Fungi; Ascomycota; Leotiomycetes; Helotiales; Helotiaceae
Source: the annotation of a GenBank genome assembly
CUACAAUCACUGAAAAGGGGGGAGCACAUGAAUUUCUGGCUUAUACUUCUACGAUAACUAAUGACUUAUGACACUACCCCCACUCCUUAAAUGCUCCGAGCUUGAGAUACACACUAUUCAAUAAUGGACGACCUAAAUGGCCUAGAUUGGUCUGCCACCCCCAGCGCAAAUAGCAACAAGGCACCCCAAGGAACUGGGAACUACUACCCCUCCAUACGCUCUUCACAGCCCGCUCAAUUCCCUGGGCGUACAACGCCUCUUUCGAACCAAGCUUCCGGCCUGUCCAGACCGCCAGCUUCCUCUCCUUUUGCGCCUCCCAAAUCAGCAUCCCCAGAUCUCUUCUCGAACCUGGUGUCCUUUGGCUCUUCGAAAGCAAACACCUUGACCCUCCAACAACAACAUGAAAAGCUGCAGGCAGAAAAGAGGAAACAGGAGGAGGAGAAGAGGAGGCAAUAUGAUGCUCAAUUUGGGGGCUCACAGAAUUGGGAGAGUUUAGGAAACAGAACGCAGAGUCCAGCACUUCAACCCACGAUUGCAUCGCAGAGCUCAGCUUCUGCUCCGAAACCCUUACCGACCACCUUUGCGAGAUCGCUAUCUCCAGCUGUCAACUCUGGAAAUGUUGCAAAUGGAGGGGACGACGAUUUGUUUGCGGCUUUCAAUCAAGAUACCAAGGUUGACAAUGCGAGUUUCUACCCUCCUCCAUCAUUACCGAAUAGUGGGAAGAGUACACCAGGGUCUGGGACGGAAAAGAUGGUCGAUUUGAGCCAACCACAAGCUUGGGAACAGCCAUCAGCAUCUCUUGGGGGGGCACAGUUUGGUGACGACGAUGAUCCAUUUGGUUUGGGUACAAUGAAGCCAGCGAACUCGGCGCCUGUACCAACCUUACAAUCUGCGGAUGAUGAUGAUUUCUUGGGGGAUUUAGGAAAACCUGUUAAGGAAAUCAAACGGCGUAGUCCCGCGGUCCCAUCAGGACCACCUACGCCAUCACCCGAAUCUGAGUCGGAAGACCCUUGGGAUAAAGCGGUGGCCGAGCUUGUAGAUAUGGGAUUUUCGGCCGAACAAUCGCGAAGGGCUUUGACAGAGAGCGGAUCCAGUGUCGAUGUGCAAGCUGCUGUGGGUUGGAUUUUGAACGAUGCACACCGUCAAGCGAAGCAAAAACAGCAGAGCCGGGAACCAAGUAGGACCAGUACUCCAACAGACGGCGGAAUGCGGGAGCCAUCUAGAAAUGGGGGCAGGAAGGAGCAAAAGCCAUCUUGGAUGCGGGAAGAAGAGUCGAGACCACGCCGAGAGGAAAGAUCACCAAAUGGAGAGGCCGAUCUUUCAAAAACUGCUGCUGCUGUUGGCAGUAGUUUGUUCAAGACUGCUAAUUCUUUAUGGAAGACUUCACAAAAAAAAGUACAACAAGCAGUUACAGAAUUUCAGCAGGAGUCAGAUCCUAGUCAGCCAAAAUGGAUGAGGGACGCAGCAGAAAGAGAGCAUGCUGAAAAGGUAGCAGCAGCCUCCGCUCGUAGCAGAAAGUCAAAGUCUACAGUUCCGGACGUGACAGAUGAGGCAUUGAUGUUAGAAUCUGGUUCUCGACCUGCACCCAAAAAGGGAAAAGCUCGCUACCCUGAGCCAAUGUCUUCACGUGACCAGUCACCAGCUUUUGCAAAAAGGCCUACCUCUGAGCGGGUUCCAUCCGCACCUCGGUGGCAACAAUCUGCUCCAUCUGAUCCUCGUUCUCGCUUAACAAAACAGGCGAUAGAAGAGCAAUCCGAGCAAGCAUAUAUAAGUCCUGCUCGAAGAAAGAAGACUCCACAGCCUGUUCGACAGCCAGAACCAGAGCCAGAUCUUCUAUUCGCUUCAUCUAGUAUUCCGUCAAAAACAAGCUCAGACGCGGGUUCUUCUCGCCCAUCACCUCGUGUCACGCCUAAACCUUCAACCCCCAUCCCAGUGCGGCCAAAAGCACCACCACGAAAUAUCCCAUCUCUAUCCCCUCACGCUUUAAACAGCUCCAAUGAACACCGGUUAGCAGGAACUACACACUUCAAACGUGGCGAUUAUGCAGCUGCUCACCAAUCGUACUCCGCAUCUCUCCUAUCGAUUCCCUCCUCACAUCCCAUCGCCAUCAUCCUCCUUUGCAACCGUGCUCUUACUUCUCUGAAAACCGGGAUCCCAAAAUCAGCCGUAUCAGACGCUGACACAGCGAUUGAACUAAUUGGACCAUCGCGUGGGGACGGCGAGGCCAUAUCCCUAGGCACAGAGCAAAAAGACAUGCGUGAGUUCUGGGGUAAAGCCCACAUGCGAAAAGCCGAAGCCCUGGAGCAAAUGGAGAAAUGGCGUGAGGCAGGAGAAGUUUGGAAACUUUGCGUGGAAUCUAAUGUUGGAGCCGCAACCGCUAUCCAAGGCCGUACCCGUUGCAAGAAAGCACUUGUUCCCAAACCUGUCGCUAAACCUGUCUCUCGUCCUCCACCUAAACCCAAAUCUGCACUUUCGGACCUCUCAUCUGCUUCUAAACCUGACUCCGCGGCGGUCUCUCGCCUUCGCGCUGCGAACAUCGAGGCUGAGAAGGCGGAUGAUGAGAAAUUUGCGUUGGCGGAUAAGGUUGAUGCUAGGAUCUCGGUGUGGAGAGAUGGAAAGAGAGAUAAUCUACGCGCUCUGCUGGGGAGUUUGCAGGAUGUGAUGUGGGAGGGCUCUGGAUGGACAAAGGUUGGAUUACAUGAGCUUGUGCAGAAUGGACGGGUGAAGAUUUGGUAUAUGAAGGCUAUUGGGAGGUGUCAUCCUGAUAAGGUAUGUUUCAUUUUCUUUUUCCUUCCUCUUUUUCUUCGAGCUUGUCACAACUCUUUGCGGAGGAGCAAGAAAAAAGUAGAGAGACAAAUUUCAGAAAAUAUGCACUGAUCCCUUGCAUUGUAGUUACCCCAAGACGCCACGAUGGAGACGAAAAUGAUCGCUGCGCUCGUCUUUGCUACCUUGAACGAGAGCUGGGAUAAAUUCAAGCAGCAGAAUGGGAUGUAA